Molecule: messenger RNA, 1993 nt
Organism: Daktulosphaira vitifoliae (grape phylloxera)
Lineage: Eukaryota; Metazoa; Arthropoda; Insecta; Hemiptera; Phylloxeridae
Product: wee1-like protein kinase
Exons: 1
Coding region: 376-1923 (515 amino acids)
Biological process (GO): protein phosphorylation
Molecular function (GO): protein kinase activity; ATP binding
Source: RefSeq, a predicted model, not a curated record
CGAAUUAAUUAUAAUUCUAUGUUGUAGAAUUGUUCUGUUGAGAACAAAAUUUUAUAUGGAUGGAAAGCUUUUUUAAAUUCCCAUUUUCAGUGUCAACGAGACAUUAUCAGUCAGGCUACACUGUAAAGCGCGCCGUUUUAUUCGCUCCCGUUAACUGACAACAGUGAACAGUUGCAUAGCACUGUACAUUAGUAGAGCAGUAACGUGUGUAACGAUCUUACUUUACUUAUCUACUAUAUUAUGAAAAAUUAUUUUUUAUGUCGGGUUUUUUUUUUGUUUAUUUACUGAUGUGUGAAAUUGGUUUUAACAAAAUUGAUUAUUUCUUUUAAUCAAUACAAAUAGUGCUAUAAACAUAGCAAGAGACAUUUGUAAGGUAUGGAUGGAAGCGACGACCAAAUGGUUUGUGACGACGAAUCGUUUUUCGUUCAAAAAAUGCGCCGGUUGAGUUUUGACGCUGACAAAGCAGCUCCUGUUAUAACAGCUUGUCCACCCUCUCCUGAUGGCCGUCAUUCUUUCUCGCCAAAAAUUGGAGUGGAUUCGUCAACGCCGUUUUUAAAACCUAGAAUUUUAUACAAGGUACGUCACAGGGGUCCAUCACCACCAUCUGAUACAAGUGGUGAGUUCUCACGGUGCAGCAAACCGCGUUUAUCAGUCAAUCCAUUUACUCCAACUGGAAUUGAAAUUUUAAAAAAUAAACAACGUAAGAAAUUAUCUCAAACACCAAAUGUAAGUUACAAUAGUGGUGAUGAUCAAAACCAUGACUCAAGUGGAAGCUUAUCUACACCUGAUAGUAAAACUUCCUCGGCAGUUGAUCCAUCUAUUAGGGAUCUCAUGAAUGAAGGUGAAGUUACCAAUGUUAGUAUAUAUGAUUUACAGACAUCACGGUUCAAUGAAGAAUUUAGAAUGGAUGAUUUUAUUGCCACAGGUGCUUUUGGUGAAGUAUACAAAUGUACAAAUUUACUCGAUGGUAUUUCUUAUGCGAUAAAAAAGACAAAAAAGACUAUUUAUAAAAGUCAAGAGUAUUUUAUUCGCAAAGAAGUAUAUGCACAUUCAGUCAUUGGCCGUCAUCCUAAUAUAGUAUCUUAUUUUACUGCAUGGCAUGAAAGAGGCCAUAUUUAUAUUCAAACUGAGUUUUGCAAUGGUGGUACAUUAGAACGAAUGAUUCAUGAAUCGGAUCAUAUAUUUUGUGAUAGCGCUUUGCGAAGAUUGUUAUGUCAUGUUUGCAAAGGCUUAGCUCAUAUUCAUUCAAAAAAACUUGCUCAUCUAGAUAUAAAAGCAGCAAAUAUAUUAAUUUGUCGAACUGAUGGUGCAUUAUUAUUUGUUGAAGAUCUUGAUGAUGAUGAAACUGUAGAUAAAGAUAUUGUUUAUAAAAUAGGAGAUUUUGGACAUACAAUAUGUAUUGAAGACGUACGGACUAUUGAAGAUGGAGACUGUCGAUAUUUACCUAAAGAACUUUUAAGAGAUGAUUAUUCUCAACUACAAAAAGCUGAUGUAUUUUCAACAGCACUUACUGCUUAUGAAGCAGCAACUAAAAAAGAUUUACCUAAAAAUGGACCUGAGUGGCAUAGUUUAAGAGAUGGAGGCUUCUGUCUUCCUCAAACUCCUGUUUUUAGCACAGGACUUGAAAAAAUGUUAAAGAAAAUGGUAGACAUAGAUCCAACUAAUCGUCCUACUGCUUCUACAGUAGUUAAUCUAUUACUUGAUAGAGGUAUGGCAGCUGUUAAACAACAACAAGAUGAAAUUGAGGUUUGGAAACUUAGUUCAAAAUUUUUAACACCUUGUUAUUCUGUUGAAACACAAACUCCUAGAACUGCAAGUAUAAGAAGGUAUGAAAAUUCUAAAUUGUUUCGUACUAGGAAAGAAAGAAUAAAACGAUUAGUUGGUAGGAAAAUGAUAAGAUCUUGUAGUACACCUAAUGUUUGAUUUUGUUAUUUAUCAUAAUUUUUUUCAAUAGAAUUUGUAAUUUUCUUUUUUCCUUUCCAUGUGAAGAAAA